CCACUACUACUGUGCGCUUUCAAUAUGGCGGAGCUCGGGAAGCUGCUAGUCUUGGACGAUAUAAACAGACACUCAGUGGGCUUCCUUUUGUAAACCAUGAUACCGUAGUGUUGCUGCUGUUAGCUUAAAGCAUGUAUAUACCUAGUUGUAGGUGUUGAGUACUCCGAAAUGUCUUCAGAAGCAGACCUUGAGAAGGCUAUUCGUGAUGCUACGAAGACUUGCACAACCAAUCAGUCAAUGAUAGUUUUCACGUCCAAACAUCUGGACGAAUUGAGGACACAAUGCGCAUCAACGGAUAAAAUAACACAGAUAGAAAUAAAAGAUGCGGAAAGCAAGCUUAUUCGGAUGGUGGGUAACCAACUGGUGGCCAAGCAAAAAUUGAAUGUGGACAAUGUGCCUGAAGCCUUGAAGGAGUACCCCAAGCUGGAGCUCUGGCUCAGGAUUGUAGGCAUUCCAGAGUCUGCGAUCAAGGAAAUUCUUGAUGAGGGCUUAAUGUUCUCCGAUCUCCUGAAUAUGGAGCGGGAUCAGCUGACUUUGCUGCUCCAGAGGUUGAACUGUUCGGAGUUGGAAAUCAGGACGCUACUCACGGCAUUCAAAAACUUGAGAGCAUGUACAGAGAAACAGCUGUUGGGUCAGUCCACCUCAGAGCACGACUGGCACUUCACGGACCUGGCGUGCCUGCAGGCUGCGGCUGUUGCUGCCACAGCGGCCUCUCGUUCCACGACCAGCAGCCCAGCAGCCGGCAACUCCCCCAAACAUCAGGGGGGUCGGAUCUCCUCCUCCACCUCCUCCGCCACCUCCCUGUCCUCUGUAGAAACUUCAUCCACGCUCAAGACGGAUGUAGCAGCGCCCCCUGGCUCAGGGCAGGGUGGGAAACCUCUGCAGCCGGCCUCCACUUCCGCAACCCCUGCCCCUUCGAUCCUGUCCAACAGCAUUGCGGAAAUGCCCCCUCCUCGGAGCACGCCGUCCUCUCCCGUCCCUUCUCCGCACACAUACAACGGGUCCCCCCCUGCCUCCCGCUCCAAGUCUGUGAGCAGCGCGGCUGUGAAGUACCCCAUCACCCCUCCUCCCAAAAAAGGCUACAUGCUCUUUCCUGAGUCGUCCAUCACCAAGAGUAAAAGCCACGAGAGCCAACUGGCCAACAAGGUGGUGGACAUCGACCCUGUCAAGAGCAACAAGAGAAAGCCCCAGGGGAUGAACAUCAAGCUGAGCGGCAGCCACGAGGUUCUGUUCCGACGCAGGCUGUCCACGGACGGCUCGGAGACGGGCAGCCGAGGGCCCUCAGGUCACACCUCCCCUGUCAUCUCCUCCCCGAUCCGAUCCCCUCCUUACAAGCAUGACCCGAGUGCUGGCCAGAUUGACGAUCACUCCAAGUAUUCCAAUACACUUACAGUUCCCAAAUCUCCAAAGACACCCCUAAAACUCCACCAUCAGAUAUAUCAUAGAUGUACCUCGUCCAUGUUUGUGCUUGCCCCCUGUGAUCUGUGUCAGACCUUCGCCAUUCGUGGGAGAACGUGUAAAAACUGCAAGAAAAAAUUCCAUAAAGACUGUGCCCAACGUGCCCCGCCUACCUGUGGUCUUUCAGAUGCUACAGUCGAUGCCCUGCUGGAGUGGAAUGAGUCCCCAAUGUCCCAGCGACGCAUGACCAAAGGCAUCCUGUCCCCCAGCAGCUGGGAGGAGAGCCUCAAGCCCGUCAAGUCCAUGCCAGCCUUCCCCGGCGGCCCGUUGCCCGACUCUGGCUCCAACACCUCCUCCUGCAACUCCUCCUCCCCCUCCUCUCCCGCCUACCACCAGACCUCCUCCGACACAAUCACCUCCCCCUCCCCGGCCCCCUCCCCCUACAGUUCCUCUCGCACACAGUUCAACUUUCCUGAUGUUGCCUCAACGCUCCCAGCAGAUUUUGGUGGGGGCACGACAGGGACUGAUUCCCCUGACACCGAUGUUGUGAGUACCGAUGCAUCCAACGACAGUGAUAAAACGUUAAUUGAUAGUAACACAUCAGAGCGAACUCUGCCGGACAGAGUGGACUCUGUGGACAGUACAGACGACUAUUCCUGGAACCGGCAGAACAGUUUGGCUGCGACUAUGAAAGAGUGGGAUAUUCCAUACGAGGAUCUCAAUGUUGGAGAUGCUAUUGGGAAAGGAAGGAUAGGAACAGUGUACAGGGGCCAGUGGCAUGGCGAUGUGGCCAUCAAAUUGUUAGAUACAGGGAACAGCACGGAUAACGAGGCUCAGCUUGCGGCAUUCAAACUUGAGAUUGCCAUCUUGAGGAAGACUCGACAUGAGAACUUAGUUUUAUUCAUGGGAGCCUGUAUGAAACCCCCUCGCCUUGCUAUAGUCACCAGUUUCUGUAAAGGCCAAACAUUGUACACAAUGAUCCAUCUCAACAAGAACACCUUCAAGAUCAAUAAGGCCAUCAUCAUAGCCUCACAGAUCGCUCAGGGCAUGAGCUACCUCCACGCGCGAGCGAUCAUCCACAAAGACUUGAGGACAAAGAAUAUAUUCAUGGACAGUGGCAAGGUGGUCAUCACUGACUUUGGCCUGUUCCACAUGACCAAGUUGUGCAGAGGAACCAAAUCUCAGUGCGUUUCCAACGAGAAAGACAACUGGCUGAGUGUGCCCAAGGGCUGGCUGUGUUAUCUGGCACCAGAGAUCAUCCGCUCGCUCCAAGCUAUGCAACAGUCUGACCUGCCUUUUACCAAGAUGUCGGACCUCUAUGCUUUUGGGACUGUGUGGUAUGAACUGCUAUGCAACGAGUGGCCAUUCCGCAGCCAGCCCUGUGAGACGGUCAUCUGGCAGGUGGGCAAAGGGAUCAAACAGUCUCUGAGUACAGUGUCUGCUCCGCGAGAAGUAAAGGAGAUCCUUAUGUCAUGCUGGUCGUUUCGCUCCAACGACCGGCCGGACUUUGCCCAGAUCGCCAAGGCUCUGGACCGCAUCCCACGCACACGCCUCAUCCGAAGCCCGUCCCACCCAUGCCAGUUAAGCCGGAGCUCCGAGGCCAUUUCCCUCUCCUGACCUCUGACCUUGGGUUCGUUAUUGCAGAGUUUGUGGUGGAAAAGAAGACAACAGAGUCUGAUGAGGUUCGUUACUGUGGAGUUUGUGAUGGAAAGGAGGAUGAUAAAGCCAGGCUGCGUCGGGCCUGGGGCCUGCUGCUUAUUGGGAUCGCUGACUCGCUCCCGGCUGUUGAGCUCAGUUUUGUGGGGGAGUUGACUGGAAGAAGGAUUAAAAAUUCAGCUGUUUAGGAUUCUGGGUUAUCUCUCUCUCUCUCUCUCUCUCUCUCUGUCUUUGUGUCACUCCUGAUGUCUGACCUUGGAUUCAACGUGAGGGUGGAUAGAAGGAUAACAGACCUAGGCUGUGUUGCCAGGGCAGAUAAAUUGCAGGGUGUAGUGUGAGGAUCUUGGGGGGG
Molecule: messenger RNA, 3406 nt
Organism: Aplysia californica (California sea hare)
Lineage: Eukaryota; Metazoa; Mollusca; Gastropoda; Aplysiida; Aplysiidae
Product: kinase suppressor of Ras 2
Exons: 20
Coding region: 169-3015 (948 amino acids)
Biological process (GO): protein phosphorylation
Molecular function (GO): protein kinase activity; ATP binding
Source: RefSeq, a predicted model, not a curated record